Molecule: messenger RNA, 3307 nt
Organism: Tigriopus californicus
Lineage: Eukaryota; Metazoa; Arthropoda; Copepoda; Harpacticoida; Harpacticidae
Product: ribosomal protein S6 kinase alpha-5-like
Exons: 10
Coding region: 188-3307 (1039 amino acids)
Biological process (GO): protein phosphorylation; regulation of DNA-templated transcription
Molecular function (GO): ATP binding; protein serine/threonine kinase activity
Source: RefSeq, a predicted model, not a curated record
CGAAGGAAACUCUCCGCCGGUGGAACAAGACGAGAAAUUCUGUCUGUCCUCCAUACUCACUUCGACACAAUUUGCCCUCGGCUUUCUAACCAAGUCGGGAACGACGGCUAUCUCGCAGGAGAAGGCCACAUAGAGCCAGAGGGACAGACCGUGGAGGUCUGGAAGUCCGACCUUGAAAAUCUUCACCAUGGGUCGCUUGGCCAUAGUGGAGGAAGAAGGACACUCGAACAGGGAGACCGAUUCAGUGACAACACCCCAGGGUCCCAAGGCCACUUUGCCUCUCAGUGACACGCCCAUGGAGCCCAAUACCCCCUGUCGGGUGCGGGAAAUGGGUGCGGGACCAAACACUCUGUGCGGUGCGAACCUCAAGAAGAGCGACACGUCACUCGAGGACGAGAAACGUAAGGCUGGGAAUUCGGACGAGUCCGGAUUCUUUGAUGACGAUGACGACGACAUCGAAAUCCUCUACGAUAAGAACGCAGAGGAGAACAAUAACAAAAAACAAAUUGUGAUAUCGAACUCAGAGCAAUUGUGCCGUGAUAUUAAGAGCUUGCUCGGCUCGACUCAAGCCACUCCCUCCGGAGCUUCUGCAAAUUCAUCCAGUCAAGGCGUGGACCCAGGUUAUUACCGCAAUGGAGCUCCCAAGGUGUCAAUGAGAGAUUUCGAGCUACUCAAGGUUCUAGGCACAGGAGCCUACGGAAAGGUGUUUCUGACGAGGAAACGAAAUGGCACAGAUGCAGGACGCCUCUACGCCAUGAAGGUCUUGAAAAAGGCCACCAUUGUGCAGAAACGGAAGACCACCGAGCAUACACGAACUGAGCGACAGGUUUUACAAACUAUUCGCCAAUCGCCGUUCCUCGUUACGUUGCACUACGCCUUUCAAACCUCAAGCAAACUUCAUUUGGUAUUAGAUUACGUCAAUGGAGGAGAACUCUUCACCCACUUGUAUCAACGUGAAAAGUUCACGGAGAAUGAGGUGCGGAUCUACAUUGGAGAAAUCGUUCUGGCCUUGGAACACUUGCACAAGAACAAGAUCAUCUACCGUGAUAUCAAGCUGGAGAACAUUCUCUUGGAUGGUGAAGGUCACAUAGUCAUCACUGACUUUGGACUAAGUCGGGAAUUCCUACCUGAGGAGAAGGAGCAACGGGCCUACUCGUUCUGUGGAACCAUCGAAUACAUGGCUCCCGAGAUUGUGCGAGGGGGAAACCACGGCCAUGAUAUCGCUGUGGAUUGGUGGAGUUUGGGGGUCCUUACGUAUGAGCUUUUGACUGGUGCCUCUCCAUUUACUGUCGAGGGUGAUAAGAACACGCAGCAAGACAUUUCCAAACGGAUCUUGAAUGCCGAGCCCCUGAUGCCAGACUUUCUCUCCAGAGAGGUCAAAGAUUUCAUCCUCAAGCUUCUGGUUAAAGACCCCAGGAAGCGAUUGGGAGGUGGCCUUGGUGAUGCUUUCGAGGUCCGAAGUCAUCCCUUUUUCGUCCCGAUCAAUUGGGACGAUCUGUUGCGGAAAAAUAUUCCCGCUCCAUUCAUCCCCAAGAUUGGAUCAGCCACGGAUGUCUCCAAUUUCUCAGAGGAGUUUACCAAUAUGGAAGUGGUGGAUACGCCUGCCAUCAUUCCUCCCAACGUGGAAAACGUCUUCAGGGGCUACUCGUUCAUUUCGCCUUCGAUACUCUUCGCUGAUAACAAUGUGAUAUCCGAUGACAUGUUCCGGCCCAAUCCAGACAAGAAACCAAGCACUUCCAAUCUAGUCGGGUGCAUCCUCAAGAAAUCUCCGUUCUUCCAAAACUACGAUAUUGACCUCGGUGAUAAGCUUUUGGGUGACGGGAGUUAUUCCGUUUGUCGGCGAUGCUUCCACAAGGAGUCUCGUCGGGAGUUUGCCGUGAAAAUCAUAUCACGCCGAGUGGAUUGCUCGAAAGAGGUCGAACUGUUACGAUUGUGUCAAGGCCAUCCCAACAUAGUCAAACUCAUUGAUGUGAUCCAGGAUGAAAUUCAUACUUACAUUGUGAUGGAAAAUCUCCGCGGAGGAGAGCUCCUGAACCGAAUUCGGAGCUUCAAACAAUUCGACGAGUUUCAGGCUGCACGGAUCAUGACAAAACUCAUGUCAGCCGUCAAUUUCAUGCACUUCCAAGGCGUGGUUCAUCGAGACCUCAAACCCGAGAACAUCUUGUUCUCGGAUGAUUCCGACACUGCCGAGUUAAAGGUGGUGGAUUUCGGAUUCGCCCGCCUGAAGCCCAAGAACAAAAAGGAGGGCAUGAAAACCCCUUGCUUUACCCUCCAAUAUGCCGCACCUGAGGUUCUAAACCAGGCAAUUGUGGGGCCAAAGAGCGGAGAGGAUGCCACUAUGCCCAUGGAUGGCUACGACGAAAGCUGUGAUCUUUGGAGCUUGGGAGUUAUUUUGUAUGUGAUGCUCUGCGGACGUUCUCCGUUCAUGACUCAUCGACCCAAAGACGACUCCGCAUUUGCCAUCAUGAAGAGAAUCAAGUCUGGUGACUUCAAGAUCGACGCCAUACACGAAUCCGCGUGGAAAGCUGUUGGCCCCGCAGGCAAGCAAAUCGUGAAAGGACUCCUGACCGUGGACCCAAAGAAAAGACUGAAUCUCGACGACCUGUUCAACUCGACUUGGAUUCGCCGAUCCCUCCAAAGUAGCCGCUAUCAAAGGAAUGCCUUGAAGCCCUUACUUACGCCGGCCAUUCUUCAACAACACCCUCUGGUCGCGGAACGGAGUCUCAUGAUGACGUUCAACGCCUUCCAUCGCGUGACCCGUGAGGGAGGCUUGGCUCACUUCCCUCCUUCCCAUCCAGCAUCGGAUGGUCAACCUCGACGCUACAAGAUGUCCUCGUCAUGUUCGUCGGGAUUCGGGUCCCUCUCCAGUCAAUCCUCGCUCUCCUCGCUCUCGCCAACCAAGACCAACUCAAACCCGUGGAUGUAUCCGUGUCAACCUCCCCCCGUGUCCAGCUCAAGUCAACAACCACUCAUUCCAACACCGGAGCCGGAUCGGAGCACCUUCAGUCUACAGAACAGUCCGCGCAUUCAGGAUUACCUGAAUAGCCUGGCCUUGAUUCAGCAGCUUCAACAGCAACAUUGCACCCCUUCUAGUCAUCCCUCCUCGAUAUCAGCCACCACACCCUCCAUCGCUGCCUCCAGCCUUGCCACUAGCCUGUCCUCGUCCUCCUUGUCGUCGUUGUCGUCGUUGCCGACGUCUCAUUCCCGCAUGGCAGCCGAAGCACUGAGUGGCAUCUCCUACCAAAUGAUGCCACUCAAGUCAGAAUCUAGUGGAGCGGCUGUGUCGACUCGCCAGGACNGACACUAA